AUGACGACGCUCGAGCACGCGCGCAGUGUCCCGUUCGCGGGCAUGGCUUGGGACUCACUGACGGACUUGUGCGCCGUCUCGGAGAUUAUGGAGGGCGGCGACUUACGCGCGUUGCUGAGUGUGUGUGAAAACACCACAGGCUUCGAGCUCAGCAAGUUGACGAUCGCUCGGAACGCGGCGUACGUGCUCACGUGCCUCCACUCGCUUGAGACUUAA
Molecule: messenger RNA, 216 nt
Organism: Phytophthora sojae
Lineage: Eukaryota; Oomycota; Peronosporomycetes; Peronosporales; Peronosporaceae
Exons: 1
Coding region: 1-216 (71 amino acids)
Source: RefSeq, a predicted model, not a curated record